Molecule: messenger RNA, 15005 nt
Organism: Porites evermanni
Lineage: Eukaryota; Metazoa; Cnidaria; Anthozoa; Scleractinia; Poritidae
Source: the annotation of a GenBank genome assembly
AGAUCAUAUCUUUCACAGCGAUCGAUCAAUCCCCUGGACGAGUGGGAACUUCUUCGCGAGCAAAUAGAAUAUGAAGGGGAGCUGGGGCGAGGAGCGUUCGGUGUGGUUUACAAAGCAAUGCUUUGGGAAAGAGUUGGGAUAGAGGUGUUUAGCACAGAGAUUUCAAAACGGAAACCGUUAUCCAGCAAGACGGAACCUCGGGUGGUUGCUGUCAAGGUUUUACUUGGUGAGACUAAAAACGAAAUUGAUGCUUGACCAUACAAAUAAUAAUAAAAAAAUGUUUUCAUUUUCUCGUUAUAUUACCAGCUAUGGGCAGGUGUUUCGGAACUACUACUUAUGCCCUAGAUGCAAGAACCGAGUUACGACAUUUGUAAAGGAAUAAAUUUGUAAAGGAAUUAAUUAUUUUUAAGCCAAAGUAUUAUUCGAGUGAUCAGUUAUAUAGAUGAAAAUUUUGAAGCUGGAAAUUCAUUAAACCUGGCAGAAUGGCGGUCGUCGGUCAACAUUCGCGGGUAACAGUCCACUGUUACCCUCUGACCUCAUAGAUUUUGCAAUAUUGCGCGCUGAGAGAUUUUGGCGGGAAACAGUUUCAUUGCUAGAUGUCCUUGACCACGAAGUAACCGAAUGAGAGCGCGCGCUGUUAAAAAAAUUCCAGCUAUAUAACAAUAUACACAUAAUGUCAGAUCCCGAGGGGAACAGUUAGUUUUUGUUUUCCCGAGAGUCCUGUUGUUUGAGUCAGGAAUCGAGGGAAAACAAAACUAACUGGUUUCCAGAGGGACCUGAUAUUAAGUGUUUUGUUAUACUGCUAGACUUUCACUUCAACAGCGACAAAAGCAUAACUGAUAACCGGAGCGAAUCAAAACAGUCGACUCGGUUCUUAUAAGAACACAAAUUUAAUUCUCAAAACCACUGAAUGAAUGUUUUGCCAAAUACUUUCCUUACAUUAUCUGCCGUCUCUUUCCUCCCCUAGCUGCUGUUUCUCUUCAGGGGUAACUUCGAAAAUCUUUGUUUUUAGCUUGAGGCUUCAUGGUUGUGUUGUGGGCUCUUGUUGUGUGAAAACUGGCAGUGUUUUUCCCGCCUUCUGUCACGCCACUUUCCACCAUGCUUUGAUCACGUGCUGUAAUGUAUCCCGAGCGGAGAACAAUCGGGAUACAUUUGAUUUUUGUCAAGGCCACGUGACCAAGAAUCAACCAAUGGCAGUCCCCGUUUAGUUGGGUGUAAGUCUAGAAAUAUAACAAUGGACGUUGUUAACCACGUUGUUAACGUUCGAUGUUGUCGUAAUAAUCGUAAUGAAGCAUAACCACGCGCUUCUUAACAAUCUCUUAGUACACAUGCUUGGUACGGAAAAGGCUCAUUUCAUCACAAGAUAAAAAAUCAUUGACACCUAACGUUGUGCAUGACAUGAUCCAUAUGGUUGGGUUCGCCACUUUACAAACGAGAAGGAAACUGGGCCGAGUUAACUUGCGCAAAGACUGCUGGGACUGUUACUGGGAUAAGGGGAAAAAAUGGUUCACCGGCGAAAAAUGUCUGAUUGGUCGACGCGCGACCACGUGACAUUGCCAAAUUCAAAAUGGCGGCAAUACCUCCAUCGUUUGUUUAUUCCAGUGGAAAGAAGCUUAAUUGCGGUUUAAUAUGAGUUGCAAAUGCAUAUUGGAUAUUUUUAGAAUAGCCUAGACUUUUUAUUAUCCUUUUUCACUUAUUCCUGUGGGAUUCGUUUCCUGCGAUGCUCGCGAUUUCCCCGGUUUACAGGAUUCAACUUUGGAUCACGAAGGACAACAAUGUUUCGGAAAAAAGCAGGUUCACUAGAAAGAACGGCCUUUGUUCACAGCUCAAUGCGGCAGAUAAAUAAGACGCUAUGGGUCCUUUGAAAUUGCUUAGACACCUGGUAGUUAUUUCAUUAUUUUAUUUUUCUACCGUAAAGGUAAAACAAAAAUAUUUUUUCUCCGGCAACACUUUUCAAUUUAUAGCGCGGCUCCCACGCGCGCGAAGGGCGCGUGGGACAGAGUCCCAUACCCAUAGAUUAUGGUCAACCUCUUUUCUUUUGGUUGUCACGUGAUUGACCGAGCGUACGUACGCGUCUACGGAUUGUACGGGUGGGGUAGGGGAGACUAUCAAAAGGAAGGGAGGGGUGUCUCAGGCGCGUCUUGCCAAGUCCACAUCUUUUACAUUGGACAUUCACAAUAUGGUCAAUUGACAGCUGUCAAAACAGGAUAGCCACUGACCAGUAUCCCAUGACCAUAUCGCGGGCUCAUGUGUCAGCUCAUUGAGGUGACGUGAUUUAUUUGGAAGCUGUCCGCUGACCAGUUAAUUAUUUUACUAGAUCGCGAUCAAUGUUCAGUCUCAUACUUUCUAGCUAGUUUGGGAUCGGAGCACAGGAAAACUGAUACACGUCAAUGUUGUGAUCCAUUGACAGCUGUCAAAACAAGGUAUCCGCUGACCAGUAUCACUUGACUGUAUCGCGGGCUCAGGUGUCGACCCAUCGAGUUCAAGUGUUUUUUUGAAGUUAUCCGCUGACAAGGUACUGGUUUCAAAUGAUCGCAGGCUCAAGUUUAAUUUUUUUAAAAAUGCAUAUGAAAUAUGUUCUGUUUAUGCGCCGCACAAUUAAAAUUUUGAUUUCAAACUGACCUCGGACGCGAAAAUUCAACCAGCUGCUACAGGCAGGGAAGACAGUUGCUUUUGACUUUUCUCGCCAUGUUCACGCUUUGGUCACCCUCUACGUCCAAUUUUUAUGCUCUGAUUGGUCAAAAUUUGACAGGUGAGUUCAUGCGGAAAAUUUAUGCAGCAUCCUGAAUCUUGUUUACUUUGACAGCUGAAGCUGACAGAGUUUUGUGUCAACUUGUGAUGUUUUUAACUUUCCUUUUCCACUGCAUGUACAAAGUGAAAUUCAGCUGCUAUCAGGAGUCUUCUGUUAUUCAUGGCUAGUUUGUUCACUGGGUUUUUGGUUGAGUCAAAGUCGGAAAUCCGAUUUCGGAUGGCAUCGUUUUCGUUUUCAUCUUGCUUAAUGGGUAAGAGGGUUGCAAAGUCUGAAGCGAUACUGGCCUUACUUGAUACCUUUCAGGAGCUGCAUCUCGCGUGGUAGGCCUAAGUAAUUAUUGUAUUUGAUGUUUGUUUUUUAUUCCUAAUUUAAUGAAGUCGAGCGUAGUUGAUGCGGCUAUUUUGUUUACGCACGUUUGUAAGAUUUGAGACAAUGAUCUGACCGAGUAUCAGGUUUGUUGUAAGCUUACAGAUCUUUAAAAAGCCUUUAGACAUUUUCUCACCGCAAAUAGAAAGAAAACGUUUCAAAGAAUAUUUAGUUAUAAUUCUGGCUGUAAAAGAAAGGUUUGAGCGAUUUUCUUGCCUCGAGUUUCUUGCCUCGAGUUCGUCUGAAAAAAGCAAUCACCGGGAAGCCGGCUUAAAACAUAAACUUCAGCUUUAAGCUCGAAAACUCAGGAUUUUUAGAGACACUUUAAUACUUGUCUUCCUGAAUGAAAAUUGUCGUCUCUGUAUAUGUUUCACUGAAUUAUAUUUCUUUUAUUGAUUGUUAGUACUCUCUCUUGUAAUUUUAAUCGUUGUGCCGAUUGUUUUCAGUCGUUCAGUAAACAACGCUUCCCGGAUUACUUAAAAUGCCGCGCGUUAAACCGUUUCAAAAUAAAAAAUAAACAUAAUAAAUUCCUCUAUUAUGUUGGAGCGUAACUCUGUUAAUGUUCAUUCAAACACUCACCACUGCUAGCACUGUAAAAGUCAGAACCGGCUGGCCGUAUAGAUGAUUAUUACGGCUAAAGCCCACGCGUUCUUCGAUCGUCCUGAAUAGCAAUUUGUAUCGCAAUAUAUACACCUUAUUCGAUGGCUUAGCAUAUAAUACGUGCGGAUAUUUUGCGAGUUGCGUAGUAUUUUUCCGAGCCCCGCAGGGGCGUGGAAAAAUACGAGCAAUGAGCAAAAUGUCCGCUCGUAUUAUAUGCUAAACCAUCGAAUAAGAGGUUUAUUAUUCCACUACAAAAAAAAUUAUCUGGCAAUUGGCUUCUAUUUUUUGGUAAGAGUAUUCAGAGACAUCCUGAUUCUGUCUGUGAGAAUGACGUUAACAAUUAGCAAAAUGUUCGCGCGUAUUAUUUGCCAAACCAUUGAAUGAGAGGUUAAUUAUUUUACUGCAAAAGAAAAAUGAUAUUUUGGCUUCUAUUUUCUAACGAGAGUAUCCAAAACAUCCUGAUUCUGUCAGCCACAGUUGCUCCUUUUGCAUCCGCCGGUAUUCGCCCUGUUGUAAACCGGUUAAACCAGGACACUACGUUGUAUUACGGCCUCGUAUUUCGCUUGUUCUCUUGACCUUAUAUGGUAGAAUGACAUAAUAGUGGAAUAAUAAUGUGAAAUACUGCAUUCUGUUGUCCGAGGUCUGUAUGAUAAAAACAGUGCCUCAUAGUACUGUUUCUCCUCAGAUGUGAUGUAUAAAUGAUAUAAAAGGUUGGUUUACACGCACUCAGAUUUGUGGGCAAGAUUUUGUAAAAUAAACUUGUGGAACGCAAAAAAUUCGGCCGGAAUUUUUUUCCAGACCUAAUUAAUCUACGGUGAUCAAGAGCCAUUAUGGCUCUUAAUAUAAAUGUGAUCGAAGAUGAUUGCCAGUUUUUGGGUGUACUUAUGAGGCUAUCAACUCGAUGUGAGAUUUGGUUCACUCUUGGGCUGUUUGCAAAUUAUUUUCUGUAAAAUCACCUAGCCUUUCCCUGAAAAGUCACACAAAUGUGCUCUAAAGUUAACUGAAUUGUGGAAUACAAGUUUAUUGUUUGAUUUAAAUUAUAAAUUCAUUAAUGGGAGCCUCGCUUUUAGCCCUGGCUAAAUCCAUAUAUUAAAAAAAAAGCUUGAACAUGAGCUAAAUGAACUUUAUUAGUGUCUGCAUUCAGUCUUUUCAUUGAGAACGGGUGCAAUUUUGAUAUCAAAACUUUGAAGCCGUCUUUGACCGAGCAAGGUUUUUUUUUCUUUUUUCUUUUCAAUGGGUGCUGUGCUUGAUCUGAAUAAGAUAAUGAAAUUCUUGAAAUUAGGGAAAUACUAUAUUUAAAAGAAGAGAACUUUGAUUCAAGUAUUAGUUGGAAAAAAUACUGAUUAUAUUUUUUUAGUACAUAAAGGUUAAAAAAGUGAUGCAUAUAGUCUACAGUGCUACAGAUCUUUCCAUUAAUAAAUUUUAUUGACACUGUCAGGGACAUAUGCUUUCCUUCAGUACACAUUUGUUCGUCAAAAAAAUCUUGUUUGUGGGACUGCACUUUGUUUGAUUCAGGAUCAAUCAAUCUUUUCUGAAGAGAAAUGAAAAGUAAAGUAUGUUAGCACGUCAGAUACUUCAACACUGCCUUAGCCAACAACUUAAAAGAAACUGAACGUCAUAUCAAAAAACAAAUUGAAAACUACUUCACAGUGAAACAACAACCCCUUCAAAUAUAUAUCACAUUAAAUUCAUGCAAAAUGGAGACCUGAUGAAAAGUUUAUAGGAAUAGAAACAAACAAUAAUAACAGUGAAACUAUAAUGUUUGAAUGAGACCUGUGAGUGUUCUCUCAUAAUUCUGACAGAAGAUCAAAAUUGGAAACUGCACAUCCUACACAACUGCAUUCAUCAACAUGAUCCAACAAAAAUUUCAUUAAAACUCAAAGUUUACUCCAAACUUUAAACUCCUGUAAGUUUAAUUUGUAAUGAUUAUUUUUUUCUUGGAAAAAAACUUUUGAAUACUUAAUAGCAUGUUAACUCUAUCAUUCACUCAUACUUUGCUCCAGAAAAAUUAAGCCAAAAACGAUGGACAGAAAAAACAAAAGCAUUCACAGGAAAAUUACCUUGUUCAUCUCCUUCCAGGAUCCGGUUUUCAAGCAAAGAAGCACCCCCCACAGAAAGCCUUGUGUGCAAAAAUUUAGUACUGAAAAAUUGUACACGGGGAAAAAAAUGCUCGUAAGUGCAGUUCCUAACGAGGAAAGUUACAAGUAACUCGUUGUGUGGAUAAUCCCAAGCCAAAUUUAUGAGCAAAAUAAUCCAAACUUCGAUCCUUCAAUAAAAUUGCAAGCCUAAAUGUACAGCAGCUGUGCACAUUGUAAACAGAAUUUUUUUUACAAAUCAAAAUGUUGUCGGACCCAUCGAAAUGCAUGUAGCUCCAAGACGGUCUAAGCGUUUUAAUGAAAACACUCUCACAUUUUCUCAUUCGACAGUUCGGAUAAAACUCAGAUUUCUGUAACAUACAAAGCUGUAAUAAUGUGCAACAACAAUGAAAUGUGCAUCGAUCGACAACAUCACGUUGCGAACUACGCACUUUAGAAAACUGCCGCAACCCGGCUGCUUUCGAUCCACUAGCCACAAGACAAUUUACACAGCAAGACAAUGGCUAAGGAUAUUUCUUUACCUUCUUUAUAAUUUCCUUUGUACCGAGUGACCCGAGAUUAAGUUGAAGCAAGCGUAAGCUUAUUUUUCUGCCAUAAACGGUUUAAACACACGGAGAUUUAGUAUCUAAAUAUAGUUUUUCCAGCAACAAAGUACAAGCUAAGUCAUAUUAACAAAACAAAGCCCAAAAAUGUCUGUCCCUAUACUUUUUUUUGUUGGAUCCGUGAUAAGAAACCUGAACUAAACAACAAAAACAUUUUGGAUAGCGUUGUAAUACGCUCUUCGAUCAACAGUCGAAUGUUGUCGAAUGUUAGAUUCACAAAGUCGAAUUUUGACACAAAAACGGGAUACACAUUUGACAAAACUGUCGCUUCCGUGCAACUCGGUACAAGCUAAUUUAUAUACCAAAACAAAGCCCAAUAAUUUUUCUUCCACUACUUUAUAAUUUCUUUUUGUACCGAGUUGCACGGAACAUGCAGUAAACAAAGAGAGUAAAAAUUACCCACCUUUUCGGCAUGUCUUCCACAUGCAAACCAGCGAUCUCAACGUCAACAACACUGAAUCAGACCAUGCCACUGCGAUUUUUCGCCAGUUCCAGGACUCUAUAUUCUCUAGAGAACACACUUCCGUCAAAACUUUGCUGAAAAAAAUUUUUGAUCUCUUACAGUGGCAAGAAAUUGCAACGCUGUCACUGCCAAAAAAAGCUGCCAUCGCUUCUUUCAUCUCAACAACAUUUCGCGGGUAUUUUUGCCUCAGAGCCAAUAACAUUGCCCGAAAUAGAUCACGUGUCAUUUUUAGUAGAGCAUGUGCAGACAUUUUUUGCCGGUGGAAAAAAAUGGCCAAUAGCUGACCUGCGCGUGCGCGAAGCCUUUGCGAAAGCUAACUCGGCCCAGUCUCCUCCCCGUUUCUAAAGUGGAAGUCGAAUUUAACAGAAAAAGUACCGUGCCAACGUUUUGAUGUGUUUAGAUAAUCUUAGCGCAGCACAGAAAGAAGAAUUCCAGUUUGAGAUCGAGCAGAUGAAGCAGUUGGGUUCACAUCCGAACGUUGUUUCCUUGGUUGGUUGCUGCACGCUUCAGGAUGAAAAGUUCCUGGUGAUAGAGUAUGUUCCUUUUGGGGAUCUGCUGACAUGGUUACGCUGCAGAAGGAACAGGGUGAGAAAAUGAGAAAUUUCGACAAUGUUCUUUGAACUUUAAAAAAAAAAGGAAAAGGAUUCGCCUCUUUAAAAACGAGAAGGAAAAUUUCCGGCUUUCCCCUUUUUUCGAUUGCGAAAUAUUAAGUAUUUUCGCGUUAUUUCCCCCUUAUUUCUCCCUCUUCUCACCCUAUUACAGCACCCGCCUCCCGCCCUUUCCUCUUCCGCUUUCCAUACCCCUCCUGCCUCCUAUUCUCCUGGGUACGCACCACACUUGUCCUCCUCAAUUUUUAGCUCCGAGUUCUCAUUUCAGAACGCUAUGGAGCUAGAAACUUUAGCUUGGACCCAUUUGUUAAUAACAAGUACGUUUUGCUGCGUGAACAAAAUAUGACGCUAUACUUAGCAUUAGAGGCGAGGUGUUUUCACUUUUUGAUGUUGCUGAAUCUUGUAGAUCUACAAACGCCAAACCUCCAAGAAAAUCUACGACGACAAAGUGGGUUUGAAAGAUGACGGAAACGCCAAAAAUCAGGUAGGGGUAAACUAAACGCUAUGUUCAAAUGGUCUUAAAAUUGCAAUCAGAAGUUUUAAGCUUAUGUGUAACUAAAUCACAUGCUUUGAUGUCCAAGAGGACAAUAAAACGGUUUUUGUAUGCGAUAAGCAUGGCUUAGCCUGUAGAGUGUCGAGUCAGUGAGUGGCUUAGACAGACCAUUGGGGCUUAUCAUGUUGACAGUGCCAUAUAAAGUUCAUUUUCGCGACCAUCUAUUCGUAUCCUACAGUACCAUCAUGUACCAACCUCGUCCCCAGGGCUUUUCCCUUAAAAAAUGGGUGGGGCGGGAAAACGCCCUGGCAUCGGCUGGUCACGUGCAGAACCUAAAUAUUCCUGAGAAGCUAAUUUAUAUGCAACCCGCUGGUUUUGCGCUGACAGAAGUCGAACGGAAUGGAAGAUAAUAAUAUCGCGAACUGUAUGUCAAUAUUUUCGCGACUGUGCGAUUCAAAAGCUUGAGAUCCAUUUAAUUGAGUAUUAUUCAAAUGCUACAAGUUUAUGAAAGGGCGUACCGGCUCUACGUUGUCACGUACAAAAUAUGUCAAAUGCUUCAGAGUGGAGACAAGCUGUUAUCGAGUAGUACUUCGACUGAAAUUCAUCGUGACUGUGGAAUUACUGUACGAUCAUCAAGCGGAAAGUGAUUUUGUCCAAUGUCAAACAAAAAUGCGGGCCUUUGCCUCUAGGAUCUGCAGUGAAUUUAAACAAAUUGAACUUAAUUGAAAUAGAAUUGUUCAUCAAAAUGCUUUGUGGAGUCUGGUCUUCUCUACAACCCGACCAUGAAACAAACAAAUCUCCGCGCCGGAUGCAAGUCAGCCCUCCAGCCAGGAACGAUGACAGGUCGCCGAUCUGAAACAUUUGAAGUUCUCUUAUAUCUUUUCUCUUCCGAGGAUAAGUACAAAGGAUUUUCUUUAUAUUAAAGGGAAGAUUGAACGAUCGAUUGGAAUCAACUACAGCUAUGUCAAUUUUAAAUGGACCCAAGUCUUUCUUUGUUACCAGUCGUUUGAUACCCUGGGUGCCAGAGACUUUUCAUGCGCGGUUUCCGGUUUCGGUUAAGUCUCGGAGAGGUCAAUGAAUUUUUUAAAAAUACAGGUCAUGCAAGAUAAGGAUAAACCAACGCGUAUCGCUAUGAUGAUAUGGCUGAGAGUUAAGGUGAAUGGAACUAGGUUGUGUACGGCGGUCCACUUCGCAAUAAAUAAAAUAAAAUAUCAAAAGAGUCGCGAAAAGGAACUUUUCCAGUACAAACUUUAUGCAUGUACGAUAGCUUGUUUGUCAUUUAUAUCGCUCUAUAAAGGAAGUUUUAAAAAUGUUACCGCUCGCUGCCUCCUUCAUAGAAAUCGGAGGAAAGCAAAAAAUUACCAUAGCCAGUAUCUGUGACAAAACGAAACCUUUUCGUAAAACUUUUCGUUAAUCGUCAAUAGGUAUAAAAGGCCGCCCAAGAUCGCGCGCUGUGAGGUUACGCAUAAUUUUACCUUUUCACAUGGUGCUAAUUUAUUACACCCAGGAUUUUAGGGUGUACGAGGGGACACGUGACCAGCUGAUGCCAGGGCCUUUUCCCGCCCCACCCAUUUUUUAAGGGAAAAGCCCUGGGGACGAGGUUGAUCAUGUACAUAAUCUAAGAGUAUAAUAGUCACAGCUUAUGACAUAACAUUUUCGAGUAAUGCAUCGGCCGCGGUACAUUAUCUUAUUCCGAUGUAUCUCUUCACUAUUUAAAAAUUGGACUUUACAAAACCUAGCUCUGUUAAGGUGAUUAUAUUCUUAAAUCAGGGAGAGCGAAUUCGUCUGAAUAGGUUGAUACAAUUGCAUAAAUUUCGACCUGAAACUGAUCUCUUUACUAACAGAAAUUAAAGUGCCCUUAGAAGGCCUGACAUCCAAGCAGUUAAAGAGCUUAUCAAGUUGAGUUUCCAAGCAUGUAACAAAGUUAUCGUAUCAUAUUGUGUUUUUCUCUUUGAGGUGCAAGAUAAAGAAGAGGAGAAGCAAGUGAGUGCGGAAUUCACUCCGUUAUUACAAGAUGACAAUGAGGACAAGAUGGACAAGAUGUUUUGUGAGAAUGUAAGAACGAAGGGCUUGACCAUUUUACAAACUAACCUCAAUUUUGCUGUCAUUUCCUUGAAAGAGUAAAACUUCUCUCAAUGUUUAAUUCAACAGGAGCACCCAACGAGAAUAUAGUUCAAAAUCACUUAAACAUGCAUUGUUGAUCAUAUUUUAGUAUUUAAACGGUAGAUAUAGGCAUAUUUUUGUCUCCUAAAAACUUUUCAUCUGUUCGGAUUUCCCAGCUGAAAGUAUAGUGAUCCGAAAAUUAUAGGAAUCAAAACUUACCUUUUCCAAACUUUCAGCCCGAACAAGGCUUCCGAAAAUUCUAGGUGACCUUUUUAGGGUAAAAAUCCGUUAAAAAUGGGCAAUUAUACCAUUUUUUAGAUGUUCGAAAACCCUAGGAGGGGCAGGCUAGCAAGAAAUUUUACAACAAAUGUUCCGAAAAUUCUAGCUCUCAAAUCGUCUUCCGAACAGAUCUUUUCCAAAAAUUGAGAUUGGGUGCCCCUGAUUCAGCUCUAUAGCCCCAUCUAAGGGAAUUCAAGACAGUCCUGGAUUCUGGAUUCCAAACCGUGUAUUCCAGAUUCCAGGCACUGGAUUCCAGUAAACGAUCUGUCAGUGGAACUUGAAUCUGGUUUCCAAUCGUAAUUGGGAUUCCAGAUUCCAAAGCCCAGGAUUUCGGAUUUCUCAAGCACAAUUUUCCAAGAUUUCGGGCUCCAUACGCUAAAAAUUCCCCGGAUUCCGAAUUCGGGAAUCCCGAUUUCCUUACAUGCAGCGAACUCUUCCCCUGCAGGAUAAGGGAUUCAAAACUAACAGCGACGAACAGCCAACAGUCCCUUCCGCACCGAUGGAAAAUCAGCACGCCCCCGCCCUGUUAGCCUCAACGGAAAGUUUGGCCGAAGAUCUCACUGAUGACGAGGUGUCGUUUUCCACCGAUCAAAACAUCUUUUUAUUUGCUCAGGAAAUGGCGAAGGGAAAGGUAAUAAUAGAUAUAUAUAUCUAGCCGGAUUUAUAAAAACCGUACCAUCGGACUCCAGGAGCCCACACACCUUAAACUGACUCAACUAAAGUAAAUAUGGCCAAGAAACUCAGCUCUUACCCAUGGUUCUCUUAAGGUGACUCUCUUCUUGGUUCCUGAUUAGCAAAAAAAACAUUCAAGUCCAUCAAAAAGACACUCUGGACUUGUCCAUACACUCUAGCUCCUUAAAGGCCCUAAAUGACGGAGGAUGCUUGAGACUUAACCGAGUUCUAAGCAGAGAAUUCAAGGUAAAAUCACCCCCCCUGACUUCCUCAACCCCCCCCAGCCUAGCACGUGCUUGAGGGGAAUGCUUUCAUUGGCCAAUGGGCCUCAAACGUUACAAGAAUUUGACAUGACAAACUAAAGGCAGACAUGACCAGUCCACUGACUCUCCCAGACCAGGACUAACGGAAGGUACAACGCUUUUGCAGCACCCUCCGCCCCUAGGGAUUGACAUGGAGGCCCCUUUCCAACCCAUGACGAGUUAGCUCAGGGACUGAGCUUGACAAUGAGACCAACCAGGACAGCAAGCCCCCUAUGUUUUUUCUCACCGCAGUGGUCAGAAAGCUGGCUAUCGCCAGCUUUCUGUGCGAAUAAUCUGGCCCAUUUUAAUUUGAAGUAUGUUUUCAAAAAUUCGACUACAUAUAUAUUUUUUAAAUAGCUUGGUCUUUUUAGAGCUACACCUCUUUUAAUGUCACUGGAACCAGUGGUGGCAUCGCGGAAUUACUAAUUAAUUUUCUCAGGCUACUUUUUAAUUUGUUUACGGAUUUUGAUUUCACACAGGAAAGCAAGGAUGCUAAGCAACAGGUGGAGCAAGAGCAGACACAAAUGAACAUGGAAAUGACUCCAUUAUUACAAGAUGACGGUGACGCCAUUAGAGAGGACGCCAAGAUGACCUCUGAGAAUCUCCAUGAUGUAAACUUUUUUAAAUUCAUUUCAUUUUAUCCAUUAAAAUAUGCGAGAUUACACAUGAUUUAGUCCUACUUUACCGUUUUUAAGACGUUGCUUAUUUAAAAUGCGCCUAGAUUAAAAAAACAAACAAAUAAACAAACAUCACACUGCCAUUUUGUUCAUAUAUUCCUUCUUAACAUAGCACUUCUGUAGUCUCUGUAUAUUCUCCCCGGACGUUGUCACCUUAAAGCAAAGCGAGCCACUGCAUAUGCAACUGUCAAAAGGCCACAGCCGCUCAUUACUUAAUAUUCCAUUAAUUAUAGUAAUAAACAAAUAUACUAGUUUCCAAUUAUUUUCACGUCGUUAGUUAUUCAGCCGUUGUGUUGUUAACUACAAAAUAAUCUGCUGAUGUUUAUAAUAAACACUUUUCCUCAAUUUCCAUGUCAAUUUGACCCAUCUGAGACAACAACACAGUCGUCAAAGGCACUAACUCGCGGAGUAAGAUUCUCGGGCGGAGCGUGCGAGCCUCACACGGCUGAGGGGCGUCCGUUCAGACCUUUCGUUUAAACACAUGCGCGCGGUUUCCUGAUCUACACAAAAAUACAGGUUGUUUUACAUUCUAGACCCUUCUUGACAUGUUUUGCACCAUUUGUGGACUUAGGAUAAGGGAUUGGAAGAGUCCACCAAAGAACAGUUGAACAUGUCAAACAACCCACCCGUGGAAAGUGAGCACACAGAAUCAAAGCCGCCCUCAAGUGAAAGUCUCGAGGAAGAUCCACAUGACGAGGAGGAAAGCUUUUCUACUCGACAGCUCUUUAAAUUUGCAUGGCAAAUAGCGAAGGGAAUGGUAGCUACUGUAUUUGUUUACAUGUUAUCAUAUCCGACUAGAGAGUUAGCCUUUAAAAAUGGAUAGGAAUGCUAUUGAACAUUGUGCGCGGUCAGGUCCAGAAGGGCUAACAAAAACAUAUAACAAAGAGUCUAACGCCUUGAGUCUAACGGGUUUCAUUAAUAUUCCACUUUAAUAACUAUAGUCCAACUAAAGUCACUUUAAUUAUUUAUUCUACAAAAUUUCAAAACUCAGGAACAAGAAGUUAAGACAAAAUGGAAUAUUUCGAUCGAAUCGCUCGAACUGCAUCCGUGAUCAGCAAUGUAAAAAUGCCAGGUUAAUAUAUACCAAAAAGGUUGUAAUGUUCCCCCAGGAGAGGAUAGUACAUGGCCGGGAGGUCCAGUCCCUCGUCCCUAUUCACGGACGGUUUUCUUUGUUCGAUGGUAAUGGCCUCCUUGACGCGGUAAAAACCGUGAUGGUGCUAUUUUUGUCAGGUAGAACUUUAGCAUUGUGUGGGUUGAUGUUGUGACCGCCGUCGCUCGGCAGUGUUCAAAAACGGCGAAAGUUUCACGGGAUUGGAGUUCUUUGAUGUGGGUACAAAGGGAUUUUGGAAGAAUACUUUAUCAUAAUUUUGGCUUGUAUAUUUAAGUGUUGGUGUCUGAACUGACGGCUAACUGGCUGUUGAUCAGACAUAAACUCUUCCUUGAAUUUUUAGGAUAUGUAUGUAUGUAUGUUUGUAUGUAUGUAUGUAUGUAUGUAUGUAUGUAUGUAUGUAUGUAUGUAUGUAUGUAUGUAUGUAUGUAUGUAUGUAUGUAUGUAUGUAUGUAUAUUAGUUAUCUGUUAUUAUGUGAUGCUAAAAUUUGAUUUCCCUUUCUCUACCUUUAUAACUAGAACCAUCUUGCCGAAAAAAAUUUUGUUCAUAGAGACCUUGCAGCUCGUAACGUCCUUGUUGGCCAUGACAAUCGGGUGAAAGUGUCUGACUUUGGGUUGAUGCGAAAAAUCUAUGAAGAUGUUAAGGGCUCAGAAAAGUCCAAGAAACUUCCCGUCAAAUGGAUGGCUCCAGAAUCGCUUUAUCGCGCCACCUUUACCAUCAAGAGCGAUGUGUGCGUAGAAUAAGACCUUCAGUUUAACGUUAGCCUAUAGAUCUCAUCGUAUGAGGCUCAUAUGGAUUAACUUACUUUUAAUAGUCUUUUCCGAACUGAUUUUUUCAUCCCCGACGACGUAUACGUAAUUCUUUCGUGGAAUAUAAGUUCGGAAUAUUUUUAGUUAUAUUUUAAGUUCUCGAACGCCAUUUCAUUAUAGCAAAGUUUGGGUUAAAAUUUUGCCAACUGAUUUAUAUUAGUAGGAUUUUGCUGGCCUCUUUAAAACUAACCUAGAAAAGGCAAAGCGUGAAUUCCCUUCCACAAAAUCUUCUUAGCCUUGACCGUCUGACUAUAUCCGCUCUGUAACUAUUUUGUUGUUUUCUUUCAUAGCUGGUCCUACGGCGUACUUCUGUGGGAAAUGGCCACAUUGGGUCUGUAUACUUAGAGAUUUAUUUACUUUAAUUACAACUGCUUGCUUACUUUUACUCGUUUCUAAUAAAAAACACUGACUCAUAAUUUUUUUGGUCCAGGCACCAGUUGUUCAUUCCCAGAUUCCGUCUUCUCUAGCUCUCGCGCGUUUGCCUCUUAAUUCCCUCACACGUAACAUGCUCGCACGAAAGACAAUAGGCCGUGUCCGGGUUGUCCUAGACUACGAGUAGUCCCCCAUUUUGCCUCAGGGAUAGUAAAGCGAGCGAAACGCGAGCGCGCGUGAAAAUCACCCCACGCGAGAAAAGGCGACACGCGGCGGGGAGAGAGAAAAAUGAAGCCUUAUCCCUUAGGAAAAAUGCGGGACUACUCGUAGUCUAGGGUUGCCCCAAACCAUUGUUUCAAAGCGAGGCUAAAUGUGAAGCCAUUGAUAUGAAAAUGAGUUUUUUUACUUUCAUGCAAAGGUAACUCAAUAUCACAAGAAAGGUUUUGCACUCGUUUUGAAAGUGAGGGUUUUUGUAACUCGGAAAUGGUCUAUCCUGAAGGACUCUGCAGUCUUAGACCUGAACAUAUAACGUGAAAAUGAUUGUCAAACUUACUGCCCAGCUUUUUCUGAAUAACUGAUUUUCUUCUUCUGUUGGAUCCAGGAGGCGUACCAUACCCUACGCUGACUAAUACAGAGCUGUAUCGCCUGCUCAACUCUGGAUACCGAAUGGAAAAACCUGACAUGAGUUCCGAUGAAGUGUAA